Messenger RNA from Vitrella brassicaformis, 818 nucleotides. The record is from the annotation of a GenBank genome assembly. NCBI's taxonomy places the organism in Eukaryota, Vitrellaceae.
CAUGCUGCAGGUCACUAGUUGGCAUGUGCGAUCACACGACGCGAUAAAGAAGGACGUCGGGAAACGGAUGGACCAUGAAGCCACGCGCACGAAUUAUCAUCAUCCCUCGCCGCCGCCCCUCUUGGAACGAUGACUGAUGCCAUACGGAGAAGGAUCAGACACACUCGGCGAUGCUCUGGAUCAGCAAACACAGGCAGGAAGCGAUAGCUGGGUGCACGCCCUUCCCGGUGAGUGAAGGGUUUGGUUGCUUACCCUCUGUUAUCUGGCGAGGAGUGUGGUCUGACGGGUUCUGAGAAGAAGCUGCCAAUCCACCGAGUAGCAUCCAACACCACAUCUGCACACACACACACACACACAGGCCAGACGGCAGGCACAAUGGAAAAGUGCAAGAAACACCGUGAGUGAGGCUCUCUCUUCCCUCACUUGGCUCAUCUAUCUCGACGACGAUGGGGUGCUCAGGCGUUCCCCCCUCCCUGCCAAACAGGUCCUUGACGAGGGGGUUGGGGAUGAUGCCCUGCUGCAGCGACUCCACCCACAGGCGCACUGAUACCUGAACCCCGGCGGCAUUCUCCAGUAGCUUCUCUCGAAGACCACGUGUGGGAGAGCUGCGUGAGCCUUGGCGUAUUGGAUCGCAGCCACGGUGAAGUCGAACAGCUUGGUGUUGUCCUUGUACGACACCGUGAAGGGACGGACCAAGACGAACUUCUCAAGGUGCCUGCUCUUCUGCUGAACCUCCACCCACUUGCGGUGCUCCAUUGCUUCACUCGUUCUUGGGGGAGAUCUGCUUUCCAGCGGCUGAUGGGAUGAGGGGGUCCAAC